AUGCCUUCAUCGCAGUUACUCCCGUCGACGAAUAUCAGUUUACUCCAAGAAUCGUUGUCGAAGCAUGUGAAAUGGGACGAGACCGGAGCAAAACGCAACCAACAGUCCUCAUUAGCUGCUCAUCAAAGCCUUAUGGGAAAAAGAUGGCCAGAACAUUGCAACAAAGUGGAGCCCUGGAGACUCACUCAGCAACAUUCCGUGUGGUCGUCCGGCCUUGAGAAGGUCGUGUAUCAGGGAUGGCUAGAUUACAGGGAAUUGUCGGGAUAUGGGAUGUGA
Molecule: messenger RNA, 276 nt
Organism: Colletotrichum tamarilloi
Lineage: Eukaryota; Fungi; Ascomycota; Sordariomycetes; Glomerellales; Glomerellaceae
Exons: 1
Coding region: 1-276 (91 amino acids)
Source: RefSeq, a predicted model, not a curated record